ACGAGGCCAUUUUUGCACAUGGAGGGGCUCACAGUAGCAUCAUCAUCCUCGCAUACAACCGCCCUUUCCCUGGGAAACAAGGAGGCAGGCUCGAGCUAUUGGAUAUCUGAUAAACGCGAGCUGUUCCUGGGCUGUCAGAUUGGGGGCACCCAGCCACGACGCACAGAGCAUGCGGGAAAAAAUGUGAGCGCUCGUCUCCUCCUCCUCUUCAGCCAGCCCCUCUUCAGUCAAGAGGUGUUGUCGUGGUGGGACGGCGUUUUGCCAGGAGUAAAGGGACAGUUUUACUGCAAUGCUUUCUACAUAGCUCGGAGUGAGAGCAAGUUACCCGGGAGAAAGGGUGUUGACCGAGCCAAUUGAGGACGUCGAGGCAGGUGUGCGGUGUCAUUCGGUAAUUCUUCUUGCCAAAAGGGUAGACGCUGUCCAUUUUUCCGUCUCAUAUCAGAUUUGUGUGGACUUUAAUUCCGGUCAAGCAGGCUUCUGUCGACUGGGUUGAUACAGUAUUUUGUUGCAGAGCGAAUUUCUACAGAUGUCUCCGCGUUCGUUUUGAGCUGCAAGAGUAGUUUGCGCCAACGACUCUGCAAUAGGUGCCGGUAUGGCGGAACUGGCAUCUGGGUAUGUAGAGGAAGAACGGACAGACUAGACUCUGGAUUUAAAGCAAGAGGUGGAGUGUUGAAUUGAGAUCACCGAUGUUCGUCUCUCCCAAAUAAGUCUCCCGGCUUUUGAUUUUUAUGACGGAAAGUGUACCCAGCGACGGUAGAACUGUUAGGAGAACUCUUCAACAUGAAUACAGAUAGCGGAGGACGCACUCGCAAAAGCGCCGCCUUGCUAGUCACUCGCUCCAACAUGAAGCGGGUCCAGAGUGUCCCGAAUCUGGCUACAGGGAGUGAGUCUCACUCGUCAGAUUCAGAUGCUUGGAGGUCACGCAGCACCGAUGGCCUAAGGAACGGCGACGACAUCACUUCCUCCUUGGCUGCCAAGGGCUUCCGCAGCGUCAGGCCAAACCUGCAAGACAAGAGGUCCCCCACACAGGGCCAAGCUAUUCAAGUGGCAAUGAAUGGAGGUGCUCCCCACCCCCAGAGACCAUUCUCACCUCCGGCCUACCCCCCUCUCCCCGCCUCGUUCAGCCCAGGGGGGGUUCACAUGCAGAGUCGGAACGCAGAAGGUUCAGAGUCGGUGAUGUGUGAGUCGGUGUUGUCGGGCCACACCAGCAUGAGCAGCACGGUGCCCAUCGCCCGCUUUUCAGAGGAGGAGAAGAGGGUGUCGGUCAUCAAGGCGCCCCACUACGAGGGCAUCGGCCCCGUGGAUGACACGGGCAUCCCCAUCGCCAUUCGCACGACGGUGGAUAGGCCGAAGGACUGGUACAAGACCAUGUUCAAGCAGAUCCACAUGGUUCACAAAGCAGAUGACGACUAUGCCGACACGCGCAACGCCACAUACACUGUCAUCGGUGACAGCGCCACAUAUGGUCAGUCCUCCAACCCCACCAUGGCCUACCCUCCCCCCAGGACACAAACGUACCGGCCCCUGGCCAAGAGCCCGUCGGACAGCGGAAGCCCCGGGACCUUUAGGGAGCCCUCCCCCGUGCCUCCGCCACCCCCGCCCAUGCCCUCCCUCCUCCAGCUGAGGUCCAGAGACAGCGACCGGGAGCGAGACUCGCCUGACACCAUGAAUCAGUGGGGUCCUCCCGAUAGGAAAGUGGACACUAGAAAGUACCGCGCUGAACCCCGGAGUAUCUUUGAGUACGAGCCCGGGAAAUCAUCCGUUCUGGAGCAGGAGAGGCCGACCUAUAAGCUAAACCCAGAUGACAUAGAUUUAGAGAACGAGCCUUGGUAUAAGUUCUUUUCCGAGCUGGAGUUCGGCCGUCCGCCUCCUAAAAAACGGCUGGAUUAUAAUCCAGACAUCUGCCCUGGCCGACUCACCGAGACGUCGCUGUACUUCACUCCGACUGCUGACCGGGUUCCAGAGAGGCCGGCGAGUGCUGCCAGUGACUACAGGAAGAGGAGGAAGUCGGAGCCUUCGGGUGACCAGGGCAAGAACCAGGUCUCCCCAAAACAACUGGACCCUUACAGAGGCAGCAGCACACUGAGGAAACCAGCCACACGCUCCUCCCCCUCCUCCCCCUCCAGAGCCAAAGGUGGGGAGGCGUGCGACAUGACCUGCUCCCCCCGUUUGAGCUCUUCCCCGGGCCCGUACCUCCGCUCCCCUCUCUCCCCCGUGCCCUCCAACCUCACCCACCGUCGCUACGACGACGGUGCCAACCUGGGGGGCGCCUCCUCCUCGCCCCUCAAGCGCGUCACCUGCUUCAAGAAUGGCUGGCAAACGCGGCGGCAGGACACCGAGACAUGGAGAAGCGCCGAAGACGCGCCGCCCUCGCCCGCAAAGCUGAGGUCGCGUAGCUGUGACAACCUGCUCAACGACGGGCACCCGGGCGCCACCGGCGGGCACAAGGCUACCCGUUCGGAGAGCGCCGGGUCACUGGUAUUCGACAACCCAUUGGGGCAAACCGCAUCGUCCUCUACCCGCUCCUUGCCUCGCCCGCACCGGCGACGUGCCCACGACGCGCCAGGCUUCCUGAAGCUCUACCGCAAGAUGCACCACAUCGACCGCGCCCAGCUGCUGCCCUCUGACGUCAUCCGCUCGGUCCGUGCCCGCAUCCUGGAGCUGGAGCGCCAGCCGCACCUCUUCCCCCGAAAACUCUCCCCCUGGGGGCCGUCGUGGGGCCUGGAGGUCCCUCGCGAUACGGUGCCAAUGCGCAUCUCCACAUACGAGCAACUCAUCCAGAAGUCCAAGUCCAUGCCCGACUUGGGAGAUAGCGAGGUCCCGUCUGGCGCAACCACGCCCGGCGGGUCAUCAUCCCGCGCCAGUAGUAGCGGGGGAGGAGGCGGCGGGGGCAGAGAGACACCCGGGUACCCCAAACGGCGUUUCUCCAUUGAGUCUCUGCUGGAAGAGGACAUUAACAACGGGAAUGGGAACGGGACGUCCCAUCACGCUUUGGACCACCAUCACGCUCACCAGGGUGCAAGGAGCCCGCCCGAGGGUCAGCCCCGCCUCGCUCUGGACCCCCACGAUUUUCCUGACCCCCUCGUUUAUCGACGGGCCGCUGUCCCGGGGGCCGAGUACUCUGAGUCUGAGCAGGAUGCAGCCGCCUCGGACCUCAGUGACUUUGUCCAAGUCGAAGGAUCCUCCUUCUGCAGCGAGAGUGACUUUGACCACUGCUCGCUCACCUCGUCAGUCGAGAGCUUCUACGGCCCCUCCUCCCACCACCACCUUCGCCACCACCACAGCCACCACAACCCCAGUCAUCAGUCUCUCGGUCAGGGUCAGGGCUACCAGCACCGUCACCUCAUCAGCUCGUGUAAAGGACGCUGCCCGGCCUCCAACACCCGCUUCACCACCAUGCUGCGCCACGAGCGGGAGCGGGCCCGCCAGGAUCUCCGGCAGAAACCCCCCCAGACACAGCAAACCAGACACGACGGAAGGGGAGGGAACGGAGGGGACCACCAUGCUCUACCCCCCUCGUCCCAAGCAGCCCAAACCCAGCAGGGGAUGUCCAAGCUGGCCUUCCUCGUCAGUCCCGUGCCUUUCCGGAGGAAAAAGGGUGAUUCUCCACCCACUUCGAGAAGAGGUAGUGGAGGUCGAAGUACCAGGCCCAAGUCUAAAGAAGCCGUCUAUGAAGCUUUGGAUGCGGCCUUGAGGGAUAUCUAUGAACACAUCCAAGCGGAGCGAGGCCGGAGCGGCGCUAGGCUACCAGACGAUAGCAUCCUCCGGAGGCUACUGGCUGAGAUCCUCCCAGAUGUGCCCGAGAGGAGCUCCUCGUUACGGGGGCAGAGGGCGAGCCGCAAGGGGGGUCCUUCCUCCAGCUCCUCGUACCCUGACGGGAGUCCGACCGGGUACGGCUCGUCGCCGCGGCUACAGUCUCCGCGUCUACAGUCGCCGCUAAGUGCCUGUUACAGUCGCCAUACCGAUGCCUCCAAUAAUGACAACUAUGGAGAGGAGCCAGGCAACGGCAACGCAGAGCAGGAUGCCUCCAGGGGGUACAACACAACCACCAGCGACGGGGGAGGGGGGCAGACCAGACGAGCCACCCCGGACAGAGAGGUCUCCCAUAAGCAGAUGACCCAACUCAUUCUCUUCUCUCUCCUCCAUCAGAAACAGCCUGCCAGAGCUAUAUAUGACUUUAAGGCACAGACUGCUAAAGAGCUGACAUUCAAGAAGGGCGACGGGGUCAACAUCAUCAGACAGAUCGACAGCAACUGGUACGAGGGAGAACACCGCGGACGACUGGGCAUCUUCCCCAUCUCCUACAUAGAGAAGAUGCCGUUGCCAGAGAAACAGCAGCCGAUUAGGCCUCCUCCACCAGCACACGUCAAAAAGAUCGGGGAGGGGGUGGCCCGUUACAACUUCAACGCUGACACUAACGUGGAACUGUCCCUCCGCAAGGGUGAGCGGGUAGUCUUGCUGAGACAGGUGGACCAGAACUGGUACGAGGGGAAGAUCCCAGACACCACCAAGCAGGGCAUCUUCCCCGUGGCCUACAUAGACAUCGUGAAACGCUCGCCGUCCAAGAGCCCCGCCCCCUCCCACCACCCAGACCCACACGGCUACCCCAGCAACAAGACACAGGGCUCCACGCCCGCCAAGCCAUUCGACAGCUCUCCCACCCCCCCUUCCCUCCAUCACCACCAUCCUCCUCGCUCCACGCCCCCCUCCCCCCACACCCCUCCUCCUCCUGUGAAGACCCGGCGUCUGCAGGCCGUCACCGGCGAGUGGCUCGCCCUCGGCCCCCCCCUCCUCCAAUAGCCCCGUACCACCCACGCCGCCCCCCAUCCCCCCGAGCCUCCUCCCUUUCCUGGAAGCUCAAGAACGGAGGGCCACCCCUCCUGCGCCGCCCAAACGCGGGCUCACCCCUCCGCCACGAAAUGCAUCCAGUCGUCUCGCCGCCUCCGUCCCGGCUGUCAAGCAGUGGCUGUUUGACUUAGACUCCCCCCCCUCAGCCCCUCCUUUCUCUCCGCCCCCUCCUGACUCCUCCUCCCCUCCGCCUCCCCCGUGCCUGACUCCUUCCUGGGAUACCUCGAAGAGAGGGGCCUAAGAGACAGUGAAGAGAACGAACCACUGUCCCUAGCAGGCAGAGGGGGGUUCUUCUGCGCUGAACCCGAGCCAGCGGACACGCACGCAGAUUUGUUGCCGUGGUACAGGCCAAGUGCUCAGCCAGUAUCCCUAGAAACAGAACCCCCGUCUCUUCAGGAGCAAGUGGACGAUCCCUAUGAUCAGUUGUUGUCUAUGAUCCUGGAUCAGCCCAUGUGUGACGAAGACGGGGGGGAGGUUCUCAGGCCGGCCGUGGAACCCCCGCACGUGGCACUGACCAACGAAUCACAGAGCGGGGUUAGGCUCGAGACGGAGUUUCAUAGGCCCGUGACUACACAGCCCGUGUCCAUCACGCAGGACAGCCAAUCAAAAAGGGUGAAUAGGAGGACGGCGGGUUCUCAGAGGCCGAUGACAUUGUACAUUGAGGAAGAGGAGGAAGCUAUAGGAGGGGAAGAAGAGGAGGAGGAAGAAGAAAAAAGGAACAUUGAUAUAGACUGUGGUACUAUAACUGUCCACAGAGAGGGACUGAAAACAGAGGUAGCGCAUGAUGUGUGGACCAGGUUUCAGACUCAGUUGAAGCAUACAAACAUGCUUGCUAACACCUAACCCGAGCCAAUUCCAAGCAGUUUUACAGUUUGAUAAUACAUUUAAGAUGUACUUAUUAUAAUUAAAAAUACAUGGUUAACCAGGGCUUGGAUAUAUGGAGGCUUUUAAGUCAUGAUUGAAAUGGAAUUGACCCUAAACCCCUGUAGUUUCACAUCUUGCCUUUUCUGGCUCCUUUUACUUGAUUAUGCAGAAUAAUGCUUCGAUAAUGAACCUACAUUUUGGAAUGGUGAUUCAGCUCGAGGUUUGCCGCUGGGUGUGAUUGCUGUCACCUUUUCCUUCCCUUCCCAGGCUGAUGUCUAUCCUUCCCGCUGUUACAGCACUUUGUGCAACCCGGCACCGUUAGAGCCCAUCACCCUCCUCCCUCCCCCCGUCUCUCCUCCCUCCUCACCA
Molecule: messenger RNA, 6081 nt
Organism: Salmo salar (Atlantic salmon)
Lineage: Eukaryota; Metazoa; Chordata; Actinopteri; Salmoniformes; Salmonidae
Source: RefSeq, a predicted model, not a curated record